Messenger RNA from Rhagoletis zephyria (snowberry fruit fly), 501 nucleotides. It is a transcript of the gene UK114, whose product is annotated as reactive intermediate imine deaminase A homolog UK114. Gene Ontology annotation, cellular component: mitochondrion; cytosol. The record is from RefSeq and is a predicted model, not a curated record. Lineage: Eukaryota; Metazoa; Arthropoda; Insecta; Diptera; Tephritidae. Gene Ontology annotation, molecular function: deaminase activity.
UUGUUUGCUUCUUGCUCUUGAUCAUCAGCUAUUUAGAGCAGCGCGAGCUUGCAAUUGAGUGCCAGUGUCAGUUGCUUAUUUAGUCAGUACUCAACGUUUGACAAGUGCAGAGCGCAAAAUCUCGAAGUUUUCUACUAAAAACGAGCACACCUAUAAAAAAAAAAUGUCCAGAAUUGUGAGGAAAUUAAUUAGCACCAACAAUGCGGCCAAACCAGUAGCGCCAUAUAAUCAAGCUGUCGUUGCUGAUCGUACUGUCUAUGUAUCCGGCUGUUUGGGCUUGGACAAAGACACUAUUAAACUGGUGCCUGGCGGUGUAGAGCAGCAAACCGAGGCGGCCUUGAAAAACUUGGUUGCCACUCUGGAGGCCGCCGGCUCUGGCGUUGACAAAGUGAUCAAAAAUACAAUUUAUGUAAAGGAUCUAAAUGACUUUGGUGUGGUCAAUGAGGUUUACAAGAGAGGUGAGUGGCUUCCAUGGUAUUGGUUUUUAUUUUUUUUGCAUUU